AUGGCCACUCAAUACGAACUCGAACAUAAUGUCAAAUUCUCCGAAUCUCGCCGCGCCGGCCGCCGCGUCGACAUGGCCUCCUUCUUCUCCCUCCUCAACCAGCUAGACGAGCCCACGACCACACAAAAUCCGCACAACAACCCGCACGCCACGCCCACGCCCGUCGACACCGCCGCGCUCUUCCGCCUGCUGCAGAGCCAGAUGCAGACGCUGCUCACGACGGCGCCGACGACGGACAACCGCUCGUUUCUCGAGGACCUUAUCAACUCGCUCGAAGAGGACAUUCACGACCCGCCCACGCGGCUGCAGGGCGCUAGCCAGGAGUUUGUCGACAUGCUGGACCGCGUUAACAGGAAGAAGCUUGACAAGGAGGACGACUGCGCCAUCUGCAAGGUGCCUUAUCUGGAGGACGAGUACUGCCUUGUUGUGGAGCUGCCGUGUAAGGGAAAGCAUAGGUUCGAUCUCGAAAAGAAGGAGGUUCCCAUUGUGGAAGAUGACGAAGAGGAGGACGGUGAUAUGAUGUAUGCGUAA
Molecule: messenger RNA, 531 nt
Organism: Trichoderma breve
Lineage: Eukaryota; Fungi; Ascomycota; Sordariomycetes; Hypocreales; Hypocreaceae
Exons: 3
Coding region: 1-531 (176 amino acids)
Source: RefSeq, a predicted model, not a curated record